This is a messenger RNA of Pseudovirgaria hyperparasitica, 1860 nucleotides long. RefSeq names its product DNAJ domain-containing protein. The transcript is spliced from 2 exons. The coding region runs from base 130 to 1716 and encodes 528 amino acids. NCBI's taxonomy places the organism in Eukaryota, Fungi, Ascomycota, Dothideomycetes, Acrospermales, Acrospermaceae. Gene Ontology annotation, biological process: protein folding in endoplasmic reticulum. Gene Ontology annotation, cellular component: endoplasmic reticulum. Gene Ontology annotation, molecular function: protein-folding chaperone binding; misfolded protein binding. The record is from RefSeq and is a predicted model, not a curated record.
UAAUUCCUCAGUCCCAUUCUACUCCAACUCCGCAACCUCUGUAGAGUUCACCUGGCUUCACUAAUAAUAUAUAUGCCCUAAACAACACCAGGCUAACCGCCUGCCACUGCACCGUCCUCAGACUCCGCAAUGAUACUCUCAAUUGCCCCAAUCGCUCUGGGAGCACUGGUUUUCUCGACCGUCUCCGCGCUGAGCCCUGCCGAUAUACCUGUAGACACACCGAUUUCGAAGCUCCUUGAGUCUGCGCAUGCAAGAUUUAUAGCAGGCGACACCCACGAUGCCUUGACUUACUACGAUGUCGCCAUCGCUCGUGAUCCACAGAACUACAUGACCAUCUUCCGACGAGCGACUACCUAUCUAUCUAUCGGGCGCAACAACAUGGCGCAACUCGAUUUUGACAAAGUGUUGAGCCUGAAGCCGAACCAUGAAGGGGCCCUGACGCAGCGCGCAAAAAUAAAGAGCAGGAACGCGGACUGGGCGGGAGCUCGAGCAGACUACAGGGCAGCGGGGAAAGCCGAAGAGUUAUCGGAGCUUGAAAGUGCUGAAGGGGCAGCGAUAUUGGCCGAACAAGCUGCAAAGAAAGGGGACUGGGAGGCUUGUGUCUCGCAAGCCGGAGUGGCCAUCCUCACCGCCGGUACAGCACUAGAUCUCCGCAAAUUAAGAGCGAGAUGUCGCUUGGAGCGCGGUGAAGUAAUGGAAGGAGUCAGCGACUUACAGCAUGUUCUCCAAAUUUCCACUGGCUCGGUGGAACCGCAUCUACAAAUAUCGGCCAUGACUUUCUACUCUCUUGGAGAGACCGAGAAGGGCCUGACCCAGAUCCGAAAAUGCUUGCAGUCUGACCCAGACUCAAAACAAUGCAUGAAACUUAUGAAACGAGAAAAAUCCAUUGAGAAACGAUUAAAGACGAUUCGAGCACAAGUGGACAAGAGAUCUUAUGCGGCGGCUGUCAAACAGCUCAUCAAAUCCGGAGAUGAGGUGGGCUUAUUGCAAGAGGUCAAAGACGACGUCAAGGACUUCAAAGCACAGGGCUACAUUCAUCCAAUGUCACCAGCAGGGCUAUACCGAAAUCUCGUCGAGAUAACGUGUGAGGCAUACAUGGAGAUGAACAACCGCAAACGCGCCACCCCUUACUGCCACGAAAUUCUCGCCUGGGACUCAACCAACAUCCACGCGAUGCUCAUCAAGGCACACGACCACUACGACGCUGAGGAAUGGGAACCUGCCAUCAACACCCUCAACGACGCCGCCCAACACCACCCCCAAAAUCGAAAGAUCAACGAACUUCUCGGCAAAGCACAAAAGCAGCUGAAAAUCUCCAAGCAAAAGGACUACUACAAGGUUCUUGGUGUAUCCCGCGAGGCCGACGAGCGCCAGAUCAAAAAGGCAUACCGCGGCUUGACAAAACAGUUUCACCCCGACAAGGCUGCGACACAAGGCAUCACGAAGGAAGAUGCGGAGAAGAAGAUGGCGAGUAUCAACGAAGCAUAUGAGGUGCUUAGUGACCCGGAACUGAAGGCAAGGUUCGAUAACGGUGAUGACCCAAAUAAUCCGGAGCAGCAACAGGGUGGGCCAUUCCAGGGCUCGCCGUUCAGCGGCCCAGGUGGGCAGCAGUUUUUCUUCAAACAAGGCGGCGGUGGCGGGAUGCCGUUCGGAGGAGGCGGUGGGGGUUUCAAGUUUCAAGGAGGAGGAUUUCCAGGUGGCUUCAACUUUGGCUGAGUCAACAGUCAGGGUCUUAAGACGGCGUUCUUCAGAUGGGCGCGUGUAUCAUAUAUGGGCAUUGGGAGGGCAUCGCCGUGUGGGAACUCUGCCAACUACAUGUUGAAAAUCCUAGGAUUAGGAGGCUUAAUUCAUAGGGCCGAU